Molecule: messenger RNA, 379 nt
Organism: Symbiodinium necroappetens
Lineage: Eukaryota; Dinophyceae; Suessiales; Symbiodiniaceae
Source: the annotation of a GenBank genome assembly
GACGAACUCCACGAGAUCCGUCGGUGCCGUUCCCGAAACGCCUUCGGAGCCGCCGGAUGCUCGAGCCUUUCUCAUGACCUCGGCCCAGGAGAAAUUGAAUUCUGCCAUGAAAGGUGAUGGUGAUCGCGAGCGCAAAAGAAGAAGGAAGGACGCCAAGAAGAAGCGAAGCAAAUCCACGUCUUCCGAGCCGGAGACAGAGUCGGAGGAUGCCAUUGCCGUGAAGCAGAGUGUUUUCUGUUUGGGGUUUCGCGAGCUCAACAGGAAGCAGCAGAACACUUUGGAUGACUGGAGCACGAAGCAGAUUGCCUACGCAUUUGCAUGCUCCAGCAAAUUUAUCAUACCGGCGGAGCUGUACGAUAUUGGGGGCGAGCAGGACUGA